GGUUAUGGAACAUUCUAAAACUUAGACAAGACGACUGUGAUUCGCUGAAAGGGUAAGCCCUCCCCCAGGGUGACGUGUCUGCCUAUGGAUAUCAGUUGCCAGAGAAACCUGGCUUUACUAUGGCGGUUGGAGGAGUAGCAGUGAUCACACGUCGGCUGCUGGAAAGAACUGGAUUCCCGUUUCAGGUCAUCGUCAGAAAAGCUAACUUUGCUAUACAAUAAGGACCAGGAGAUCUGACCCUGGUUGCAGAACCAUUCCUGUUUGCAGAGUACAGGAUACCUACUUUCCUUUCUAGGUUGUAUUCCACUUCAUCUUUCCAGACCAUCCUGGGAGAUCUGUAAGACUCCAUCUGGGAGAUUACUAGGCAUCCUUGGAAGGGAAAGAAGGAAGAUUGUUGGUUGGAAUAAAAACAGGGUUGAAUGAGUUCCAGAAAGCAGGCUUCUCAAACUCGUGGACAGCAACCUGCUGAAGAAGACAACUUUAAGAAACCGACUCGAAGCAACAUGCAGAGAAGUAAGAUGAGGGGAGCUGCCUCAGGAAAGAAGUCAGCUGGCUCACAGCCAAAGAAUCUUGAACCAGCCCUCCCAGGAAGAUGGGGGGGUCGCUCUGCUGAGAACCCCCCUUCUGGCUCCGUGCGGAAGACAAGGAAGAACAAGCAGAAGGCUCCUGGCAAUGGAGAUGGUGGCAGUACCAGUGAAGUGCCUCAGCCCCCUCGGAAGAAAAGGGCACGGGCUGACCCCACUGUGGAGAGCGAGGAGGCGUUCAAGAAUAGAAUGGAAGUGAAAGUGAAGAUUCCUGAAGAAUUAAAGCCAUGGCUGGUUGAGGACUGGGACUUGGUAACUAGGCAGAAGCAGCUGUUCCAACUCCCUGCUAAAAAGAAUGUGGAUGCUAGUCUUGAGGAGUAUGCCAAUUGCAAGAAGUCGCAGGGGAAUGUUGAUAAUAAGGAGUAUGCAGUUAAUGAAGUUGUGGGAGGGAUGAAAGAGUAUUUCAAUGUGAUGCUGGGCACUCAGCUGCUCUACAAGUUUGAGAGGCCCCAGUAUGCCGAGAUCCUGCUGGCUCACCCUGAUGCGCCAAUGUCGCAGAUCUAUGGGGCACCACACCUACUGAGAUUAUUUGUGAGAAUUGGGGCAAUGUUGGCCUAUACGCCCCUUGAUGAGAAAAGCCUUGCAUUAUUGCUGGGCUAUUUGCAUGAUUUCCUUAAGUAUCUGGCAAAGAAUUCUGCCUCUCUGUUUACUGCCAGUGAUUACAAAGUGGCUUCUGCUGAGUAUCAUCGCAAAGCCCUGUGAAGGUCUACUGACCACUUGCUAUUGUCUGGUAUCUGUAAACACUUCUGUUAAGUUCUUUCAUUGUAUAAUUGAUGUUCUUUAAAACUGUCAAUGUAAAACAGGGCUUAUGUUUAAGUUUGUUUCCUGUUCUGUUGUAAGCAGAAAAUAAAAGGAGUACCUGGCUCCUUUCCUCAUUUCGAAGUUGCUACCAGUGUAUGCAGUAAUUAGACAAAGAAGAAAUUCAGUAGAACAUUUUAUUGCCUAGUUGACAACAUUGCUUGAAUGCUGGUGGUUCUAUCCCUUUGACACUACACGGUUUUCUAAUAUGUGUUAAUGCUACGUGAUGAGAUGCCCUGGUUCCUAGUGCCAAAGGUUCAACUUAAAUGUAUAUACCUGAAAACCCAAACCCAUGCAUUUGUGCUUUUUUUUUUUUAUGGUGCUUGACGUAAACAGCCCA
Acomys russatus (golden spiny mouse) is the source of this 1722-nucleotide messenger RNA. It is a transcript of the gene Morf4l2, whose product is annotated as mortality factor 4 like 2. Gene Ontology annotation, cellular component: NuA4 histone acetyltransferase complex; nucleus. The transcript is spliced from 4 exons. NCBI's taxonomy places the organism in Eukaryota, Metazoa, Chordata, Mammalia, Rodentia, Muridae. The record is from RefSeq and is a predicted model, not a curated record. Gene Ontology annotation, biological process: chromatin organization; regulation of DNA-templated transcription. The coding region runs from base 420 to 1286 and encodes 288 amino acids.